AUGGAAGAGCUCAAGCAGGUGGACCAUUAUGGUGGGAUGGUGCUGGACUAUGUUCAAGUUGCAGUGAACAGUGUCGGGCUGAGUUAUGACAUGGACACGAGUCUGUCUUUCAAGAUCACAAAGAUGAUCGAAGUGCACCGAAAAAGCGUAGCAGAUGAGAGCACCAGCUUCGCAUUCUUCGGAGUGGCGCUCCUGACCCUGAUCUGCCUCGGCGUGCGGCUCAAGGGAUCGACAGUCUUCUCCACGAAGCUCGUCUGCCUCUUCCUCAGCGCGAUGGUCAGGAACGCGACCAUGACUGGUGGAGAUGUCGGAAACUUUAGAAUGCCGGUGGAGGGAGCUGUGAUGCUCGCCUUCUCCCUCGCCUCGCCCGUCCUGUUCAAGUUCUUCCCCAAUGUCGUCACCAAGCUCUCCUUCCCCCUAGACAUGUUCACAGCAGGCCUCUUCUUCUCUGCUGCCUGCGACUCGGGCUACUCCAAGCUGGCCAUGCUAAUCCCCAUCAUGGGGAUGACGUUGAGGUCUACAUUCGCCUGUACCGAGAUGAAAUCUAUGGAAGAGCUUCCUGUCGUGUUCAUCAGCCUCAUCUCCUUCUAUCUGCGACAGUCCUGGGGAAGGAGGAGAAAUGCGUAUGACUGGCCCGACCAGAGGGGAAGACAUCCUCCUUCUCAUCAACAUCAGAAGGUGAAACCGCGAGCUCCUAAGGUGGCUCCGAUGAUCCGAGAGGUCCAUGACGGCAAAGGAGGAGUACAGGGUCUGUCGUUUGUGAAGGAACUUCAGCUUGUGGACGAGGAUGGAGACGAGGCGAUGGAAUUCUUUGAGGUGACGGACGAGGGUCUAAGGAAGAGAGUUCCCCAUAACAAUACCUAG
Messenger RNA from Guillardia theta CCMP2712, 864 nucleotides. RefSeq lists its product as hypothetical. The coding region runs from base 1 to 864 and encodes 287 amino acids. The record is from RefSeq and is a predicted model, not a curated record. The transcript is spliced from 14 exons. Lineage: Eukaryota; Cryptophyceae; Pyrenomonadales; Geminigeraceae.